AUGGGCGAUAGUAUCGGCGUUACAGGAAACGGUGCAUUUGAUGAUAGUACAGCUACACUUGGUCCUUGUAUAACUGUCGGCGGUGGAAGUUACUGGCUGGGCAACUUCCAUCCUUUCUUAGAGGCGUAUGAACAACUUGCUCAAGAGGUGCAGGUUGAGCAUCCUUCGUCUCAAGAUCGCAAGCGGUGCGUUGAGGAGGGACACGAUGCCAUGGCGCAAGAGACAAGCUUCAGACUCGGCAGACUUGAGGUGACAUCCGGACUCAAUCUCAAGACAACAAGAAUAUCACAUGAUCCAUAUUGGGACGAGUGUGAUGCGGAUAAACCGCUUGUUGUAACAGACUGGGCUCUGAUCGGUUCUCGCACUUCACAGGCAAAUAUUCUCCGGCGGUUUCCUUCGGAGACUCUACCACCAACUCAAGAACCUAUCGUGGCAACCACAACGGCUAUCACACCGGGCGCUGACGUCCUGUCCAGUGGUCGAACAUCUGGAUACCAACGAGGUCAGAUCUGCGAGAUCCCUGCUUAUGUCUCCGGGGAUGCGAAUCAAACUCUCAAAGCUACUAGAGAAUGGUUUAUCGAAGAGCCAUGGCCGCAAGAUGAUGAGGAUGCAUGGAUCCGCGGCGGCAUCGGUGUAAACGGCGAUAGUGGUGCAAGUGUUGUAGACGCCAGCACUCACAGUCUCAUCGGGCAAAUCUGGGGUCGCAAUAACUACUGGGGACCUGGACAGCGUGUCACCUACUUCACUCCCAUCGCAGACAUCUUUGACGACAUCCAGGAAAAAUGCGGGCAACAGUCACGCCCUCAGCUUCCGCAGCACCGCGAUGAAGCAAACCGUUUCCCUUUACAUCCAUCGUGCCGCCAAUGCUUUGACCUACGAGCCUACCUCAACAGCAGUAGAAGAAGUUCACGAAUGUCGCUUCAAAGUAUGAUAAUGGGCAUAGGUGAUGGCGACCAGGAUCUCACCUCGAUUGAGGCAGUUUCAGAGCUAGCUACACCAAGGGAUUAUCAUCGCUAUCCGGGCAUAGAAGAGGCAGGUGCUUUUUUCAACAGCAUCGUCUCGCCAGCAGGGCCCAGUGGUUAUCCAGGCACUCCUAUGAUUGCUGACAUGAGGAGCCCCUAUGCCACAGAGUUGGAUCACGAGGAUUUGUACGACCCGGAAGCUAGAGUCCCCACUCAAACUCGAAAGCGAACAUCCAGUUUCGCUGUGGACAUGGGGUCGGAAAGGUGGAAGAGGCUGAGAACUGAUAGUUAA
Messenger RNA from Fusarium graminearum PH-1, 1254 nucleotides. RefSeq lists its product as uncharacterized. NCBI's taxonomy places the organism in Eukaryota, Fungi, Ascomycota, Sordariomycetes, Hypocreales, Nectriaceae. The record is from RefSeq and is a predicted model, not a curated record. Bases 1 to 1254 code for a protein of 417 amino acids. The transcript has a single exon.